Molecule: messenger RNA, 1833 nt
Organism: Cordyceps militaris CM01
Lineage: Eukaryota; Fungi; Ascomycota; Sordariomycetes; Hypocreales; Cordycipitaceae
Product: alcohol dehydrogenase
Exons: 3
Coding region: 1-1833 (610 amino acids)
Molecular function (GO): flavin adenine dinucleotide binding; oxidoreductase activity, acting on CH-OH group of donors
Source: RefSeq, a predicted model, not a curated record
AUGGCUUCGAGCGGUCUGAAAACGGAAUAUGAUGUCAUAUUCGUAGGAGGCGGCACCGCGGCCUGCGUUACCGCUGGUCGCCUGGCACGGGCCGAUCCGAGCCUGUCCAUUCUGUUGGUUGAGCAGGGGCGCAAUAACCUCGACGAUCCCACAGUAACCACCCCAGCCAUGUUCCUGAGCCACAUGUUCUUGGGGAGCGAAACGCUCAUGUUUCGCUCCGCUGAGAACGAGGCGAGCCUUGCCAAUCGUUCAUUAUCGGUGCCUUCCGGAGGCAUACUCGGCGGUGGCUCCUCGAUCAACUUUCUCAUGUAUACACGAGCAUCUGCUGUCGACUUCGACUCUUGGAAAACGGACGGCUGGGAUGGAAAAAGUAUGCUGGCUCUGGCGAACAAGGCCGAAACCCACCUGCUGGACAACCCCGACAUCGACAAGAGUGCUCACGGCCAUGCCGGGCCUGUCCAGGUCAGCUACGGAACACACCACCGGAAUCUCAACCAUGACGACAUUUUCGACGCCGCCGAGUCUCUUGGGAUCCCGCGCGUGGCUGACCUGCAAGACUUUGAAGCCGGCCACGGCUUUGAGCGCUGGGCCAAGUACAUCAGCCCCGACGGCAAGCGGCAGGACACGGCGCACUGCUAUAUCCACCCACUGAUCAAGUCCGGCAACUACCCCAACCUCCAUAUCCUGCCCGGUUCGAUCGUCACGCGCGUCCAAUUCGACGGCACGCGCGCCGUCGGCGUCGCCUACGAGCCGACGUCCAACCCCAAGAAGACAGCACCGACCUUCAUCGCCGCCAAGAAGCAGGUAGUCCUGAGCGCCGGCGCCCUCAACACGCCGCUCGUCCUCGAGCGGUCCGGCGUGGGGCAGUCGGCGCUGCUGCGCACCCUCGGCAUCGCCGUCGUCGCGGACCUGCCCGGCGUCGGCGAGCACUACCAGGACCACAACCUCAUCACGUACAGCUACAAGGCCUCCCUGACGCCCGCCACGUCCUUUGACGGGCUCCUCAGCGGCCGCGAGGACGUCGAGCAGGCCCUGGCCGCGGGCUCCUCCAAGAUGGGCUGGAACGGGCUCGACGUCGGCGGCAAGCUGCGCCCGUCCGCGGCCGAGGUCGCGCAGCUCGGCCCCGCCUUCCAGGCCUGCUGGGAGCGCGACUUUGCGGCCCAGCCAUCGCGCCCGCUCGCGCUCCUCGCCUACUUCAACGGCUACUUUGGCGACCACGCGGCGCUCAACGAGCCCGCCGCCAACCCGACGCACUACAUGACCGCCGGCGCCUACACGGCGUACCCGUACGCGCGCGGCCGCAUCCACAGCACCUCCCCCGAGCCGCGCGCCAAGCCCGCCUUCACCACCGGCUUCCUGCAGCACCCCGCCGACCUGGCCGCGCAGCUGUGGGCGUACAAGAAGCAGCGCGAGAUCAUGCGCCGCAGCGACGUGUACGCCGGCGAGCAGCGCGCGAGCCACCCGGCGUUUCCCGCAGGAAGCAAGGCGGCCUGCCGCGACGGGCCGGCGGUCGAGGGCGGGUUUCGGAGCGCAGCGGACCGCGCGCGCCUGCCGCUGCUCGAGUACAGCGCGGCCGACGACGCCGCGAUUGAGGACUGGAUCAGGGCGCAUCUCGAGACGGCGUGGCACGCGGUCGGCACGUGCAGGAUGGCGCCGCGCGAGCAGGGCGGCGUGGUCGACAAGCAUCUGAAUGUGUACGGGACGCAGGGGCUCAAGGUCGCGGAUCUGAGCAUCGUGCCGGAGAAUGUGGGCGCAAACACGUAUAAUACGGCGCUCAUUGUCGGCGAGAGGGCUGCGGAGAUUAUUGGGGAAGAGCUGGGUCUCUCUGUUUAG